UUUCGCAAACCCUCUGGGAGGAGCCCCCGGGGCCACAAAACUGUCUCCUUCCCCGGGCCAGCCUGAGAGGGUCAGGGAGGCCUCGGACAGGAGCGCUGCAGACAUGGGCCGCCCGCUGCCGCCGCCGCUGCUGCUGCUGCUGCUGCUUCUGCUGGUUCAGACCUACAUUCCAGCCUCCUGGGGCCUGCGGUGCAUGCAGUGUGAGAAGACCGGGAAAUGCCAGGUGGAAGAGUGUGCCCUCCGCCAGAACCUCUGCAGGACCACGGUCCUGCGCAUAUGGGAAGGAGGCGAGGAGCUGGAGGUGGUGGAGAGAGGCUGUACCCACCCCGAGAAGACCAACAGGACCAUGAGCUAUCGAAUAGGCAUGCAGGUCAUCACCCUCACAGAGACCGUGUGUGGCUCAGACUUGUGCAACAAGCCCCACCGUGGCCGGGCUUCCAUAUUUCCCCGAAGCCGAUACCUCGAAUGUUCUUCCUGCGCCUCAUCAGACCUGAGCUGUGAGAGAGGCUGGGACAAGAGCCUGCAAUGCCGCAACCCUGGAGAACAGUGCGUGGAGGUGGUCACCCACCAGAACCUGGAAGAGGGUCCGGGCGAUGAGCGCUACACCCGCGGCUGCGGCACCCUUCCUGGCUGCCCAGGCCCCACCGGCUUCCACAACAACCACACCUUCCACUUCCUGCGGUGCUGCAACACCACCAGAUGCAAUGAGGGCCCAGUGCUGGAGCUGCAAAACCUGCCGCUGAACGGCCUCCAGUGUUACAGCUGUGAGGGGAACAGCACUCACGGGUGUUCCUCUGAAGACACUUCCCUCAUCGCCUGCCGAGGCCCCAUGAACCGAUGUCUGGAAGCCACAGGCACUAAAGGCCGGGGGAACUCAAGCUACACAGCAAGAGGCUGUGCAACUCCCUCAUGGUGCCACAGCCUCCCCGUGGCUGAGGCCUUCAGCCUGACCCAUGUCAACGUCUCGUGCCAUCCCGGAAAUGGCUCUAACUACGCAUUCAAGUCCCACAUGGGGGGUGCCCCUCGGCCUGGCCCUGCCUACUUCAGCCUCACUGUCACCCUGCUUAUGACUGCCAGACUCUGGGGAGGCACUCUCCUCUGGACCUGAACUCCACACUCCCCCUGCCUUGGCUGGAUCCAAGGGCCCCCCUUGCCCUUCCCUCAGCUCCCAGCCCUGCAGACUUGCUGUGUGACUUCAGGCCAGUGUGCUGCCCUCUCUGGGCCUCAGUUUUUCCAGCUGUCAAAACACCUAUCUCGCAGAGUUGUGAGAAGCAGGGGAGAAAAGUUGGAGAAAGGCUGCAGGCCAGCGAGAGAGCUCUUUUUAUUAAUGUUAUUGCCGCUGUUGUUAUUAUUAAUUAAUAUUUGAAUAUUUGUUUUAUUUAAUAUUUUAUACUUGAAUAAAGAUUUUUGUACC
Molecule: messenger RNA, 1414 nt
Organism: Equus quagga
Lineage: Eukaryota; Metazoa; Chordata; Mammalia; Perissodactyla; Equidae
Gene: PLAUR
Product: plasminogen activator, urokinase receptor
Exons: 7
Coding region: 104-1108 (334 amino acids)
Cellular component (GO): plasma membrane
Source: RefSeq, a predicted model, not a curated record